Molecule: messenger RNA, 1554 nt
Organism: Aureobasidium namibiae CBS 147.97
Lineage: Eukaryota; Fungi; Ascomycota; Dothideomycetes; Dothideales; Saccotheciaceae
Product: beta ketoadipate:succinyl-CoA transferase, TR1
Exons: 2
Coding region: 1-1554 (517 amino acids)
Biological process (GO): ketone body catabolic process
Molecular function (GO): succinyl-CoA:3-oxo-acid CoA-transferase activity
Source: RefSeq, a predicted model, not a curated record
AUGCCUUCAAUCACUCUCAGCAUACGAACAGCUGCACAUUUGGCCAGAAAUGGCUCAAAGCCUUACAACCAGCUCCGCAAGUUUGCAUCCUCGGCCAGAAGAUCAGAAAUAAACAAGGUCUAUUCCUCAGCUGAGGAUGCCAUCAGUGAUGUCAAGGGCGACAGCACGCUUCUCUGCGGUGGCUUCGGCCUCUGCGGUGUACCGGAUACCUUGAUCAAUGCUGUCAAGAACAAGCCCUCGAUCAAAGGGCUUACCGCCGUCUCCAACAACGCCGGUAUCGUCGGCUCUGGUCUUGGUCUGCUUCUUGAAUCCAAGCAGGUCAAGAAGAUGAUUGCCAGUUAUGUCGGAGAGAACAAGGUCUUCGAGAAGAUGUACCUCACGGGCGAGAUUGAGCUCGAGCUUACACCACAAGGAACCCUCGCCGAGAGGUGUAGAGCAGGUGGUGCUGGCAUUCCUGCCUUCUUCACACCAGCAGCUUUCGGAACAGUCGUCCAGACUGGAGAGCUCCCAACCGUACACAACAGCGAUGGAUCCGUCGCUCGGUAUUCGAUCCCCAGGGAUGUAAAGGUCUUCGACGGCAAGAGCUAUGUCAUGGAAGAGGCAAUCAAGGGCGACUACGCCUUUAUCAAGGCAUGGAAGGCGGACAAACUCGGCAACCUCAUGUUCAGAUUCGCAGCACAAAACUUCAAUGGCGCCAUGGCUCGUAACGCAAAGGUCACCAUUGUCGAGGCCGAGCACAUUGUCGAAGUCGGCGAGAUCGACCCAGCAGCAGUCCAUGUACCCGGAAUUUACGUCGACCGCGUUAUCCAGAGCACAGAAGCUAAGAACAUUGAGAAGGUGGUCAAUGCCAAAGACCCAGCCGAAGCUCUCAACGCUCUCGGCAGUGGCGAUGCUGCAAGCAAGCGUGAACGCAUCGUCCGACGAGCAGCCAAGGAGUUCAAGAAUGGCAUGUAUGCCAACUUGGGCAUUGGUAUGCCAAUGAUGGCGCCGGCUUUCGUCGACGAGAGCGUCGAGGUCCAGCUUCAGUCCGAGAACGGUAUUCUAGGUCUGGGAGCCUACCCUCAAAAGGGUCAAGAAGAUCCUGAUCUCAUCAAUGCCGGCAAGGAGACUGUCACACUACGCCCUGGUGCUUCAGUCUUUGGCUCCGACGAGUCGUUCGCUAUGAUCCGCGCAGGAAGAAUUCACAUGACCAUGCUUGGAGCCAUGCAAGUAUCAGCAAGAGGAGACCUGGCCAACUUUGCCAUGCCUGGAAAGAUCAAGGGAAUGGGCGGCGCUAUGGACUUGGUCUCCAACCCCGAGAAGACGAGGGUGGUUGUGACAAUGGAGCACACUGACAAGAAGGGCGGUCCUAAGAUUAUGAAGAUGUGCGAGUUCCCGUUGACCGGCAAGGCUUGUGUUUCGAGAAUCAUCACCGAGUUGGCUGUGUUUGAUGUCGACUUUACCACAGGAUUGACAUUGAUCGAGCAUGCCGAGGGAGUGACGGUCGAGGAGAUCAGGUCGAAGACGGAGGCGCCAUUCAAGGUUUCGGAUUCAUUGCAGGUCAUGCAGCAGUAA